Messenger RNA from Procambarus clarkii (red swamp crayfish), 525 nucleotides. The record is from RefSeq and is a predicted model, not a curated record. Lineage: Eukaryota; Metazoa; Arthropoda; Malacostraca; Decapoda; Cambaridae.
AUGGUGUGGGUGUUGCAGGUUGUGGCGGUGGUGAGCAGCGAGGUCGGGCAGGAGCAGCGCCUCCGUCAGCACCACCACCGAGAGAUGUUCCAGCGCUCUACACUCGCUAACUUCAUCAAGAGGAGACGGAGGGAGAAAGAGACCAUUCGUCGUUUCGAGACGGUAGAGAAGGAGGUGAGAACCAGCAACCCAGCUCGGGCAGAGGAUCUAAUCCGCCUUCGGGAUGAACACCUCACUUACCACACCACCUGGUGCAGGAUCAAGUACCACCCCAGGCUCUUGAAGGUAAAUAAGAGUGAGGAAGAACUCCAGGAAGUGGACGAGACUAACGAGGAAAUAGAGCAGCUGCUUCAGGUGUGGGAGCUCUUAUUAGUUCAGUACCUGCCGCAGGUGAACCCAAGUCCUAGGGACUUGUUUGAGUUACAAAUUUCCUCUAUUUAUUCAACAACGUUCUCCCUAGUAACCACUAAACUAUUCAACCUGUCCUCUUUCCACCUAUAUAGAUUUAUUCAGCUGGAAGCAUGA